UUAUGCUGCAGUCGAUCCUAAAUUUGAGACAGAAUAUAAUCGAAUGUAUCGGUUGUCAUUCUCAUACAUUCGAAAAACUUUUUUGGAUCCUGUCUCAAACUAUUAUAGAGAUGGUGAAAUUCUCCGAGUUGUAGUCUUGCUUGGUUUAUAGGAUGCGCCGAAAACUGACGUUUUUCCCUUACAGUAUUAUGUAGAUGAUAAUAUGCAGCAGUAGGCGUCAACAACAACAUAUUUUCUUCCUUUGAAUCACUCAGUAUUAUAAAUAUUAUAGCUCUUCACUUUUCAAAACUUAAAUUUCAAAUGCAACUAACGCUCUUAUCGCAGCUCUGUUUUAUACACCACACAAAACUAAAGCUCGACGCUAUGCUUUUGUCACUGCUCUUAUCGACGCUCUUAUCGCUUAUCGCAUCUCUGACAUGCACGCACCAGUGCUGCCAGUUUAGCAAUUUAGUUGCUAGAUCUGGCAACUUUUAAAAAAAUUUGCAACUUUUCUUUAUAAAAUGCUAUUAGCCACAAAUCUAGCAACUUUUUAUUUUUUCUUAGCAAUUUUAGCAAUUUUGUUAUAAAAAACGCAAAUUUUAUAUUUUUCUUCAGAGUUUUUUCAUUUUUUAUACCUUUUUGUCAUCGAUUGCACAAAUUACGAUGAAAGCGGUUCGCAAAGAUAUCGGAACAUGUAUUUAUUUCAGUGGUUCGUUUAUAUGAACAACUUUAUUGUGUAUGGUAACUCUUUGAAUUUGUUUGGUGAUAGCAAAGCGAUCAAAAUGCCAAAAGUCUACAAGCAAAAUUUUCGUGAUGCCUGGCUUCAAGACGAGGAGUUUAAGCAAUGGAUUCGCAAGGAUUGCACUGAUCCAACGCGAGCAUAUUGUGCCUACUGCAAAUCCUCAAUAGGCGCAAAGCUUUUUGACAUUCGCCACCACGCUGCCUCAAAAAAACAUGUAGCUGUGAUGGGCGCAUGUACCCAGAAAAAUAAGUUGCAUUUCGUUCCAAAGUCGACCAAAACGCAGGAGCAGGAAGCAGCACUAUGUCUGCAUAUUGCCAAACACUCAGCGAUUGCGACAAGUGAUCAUUUGUCGAAGUUGUGUGUUGAGCAGUUUUCAGCUUGCAAAGCUGCUGCAAAUAUAAAACUAGGCAGAACGAAGUGCACCUACAUCAUUAAAAAUGUACUGGCAAUGCAUUUUAUUAGCGAUUUAAGAAGCGACAUCGGAGACUCAGGCUUUAGUCUUCUAUUGGACGAGUCUACUGACAUCAGCGUCGAAAAAAUUCUUGGUAAGCUUUUUGUCUAAGUAAAUAUUAGCUUGUAUAUACAUGUAUUUAUGUUAAUUAAUAUGUAAUUGUAAAUAUUGUUAAAUCUUAAGGAGUUGCUAUUUGUUACUUCAGUAAGAGUAAAUGGGAUGUAGUAUCAACGUUUCUAGGACUCGAGCAAAUCGAUGCUGGAGACCUGGAAUUUCUUGUGCAUGAGACUUACUCCUGGUUUUCGAAAAGUUGUAGUCGCCAAUUAAAUUAUAAAAAGGUGUAUCAAUGCAUAAAUGAUAACAAGAAUCCCUUAAAAAUACCGAGAGUAUGUGACACAAGAUGGUUGUCGAUAGAGAGUGCGGUUUCUCGUAUCGUGGAUCAGUGGACGGAGCUGAAGCUGCAUUUCGAGUUAGCAGCUACUACUGAAAAGUGUCACAAAGCUCACAUUCUAAACGGAUUGUAUAAAGACGAUACAAAUUAUCUGUAUUUGGUGUUUUUAAAGCCAAUUCUAAAAGAGAUGCAAAGUCUUAAUAAAAACUUCCAAGCACGGAAUGGAAACCCAACCCAAUUACUUUCCGAUGUAAUUGUGGCCAUAAAUUCGCUUAAAUCUAAAAUAAUACCACCAGAUCAUGAAAUUAACAUUUUAGAAGAUGAUUUGGAAAAUGCAGCAGUGCCUAAUAUGUAUUUGGGCUAUGCUUUUGAGCAAAAAAUUAAAGAGGCUCAAUUUCUAUCACAGGAGCUGGAAAUUAGAAAAAUUUGCAUGGAAUUUGUUAAAGAAUUAAUAAUCCAACUACGUGAAAGGUUGCCAGAUAAUAUAGAAAUAAUGCAACUGGUAAAUUUAUUUUCUGUACAAAACAUUGUAAAAGUUUCAAAAAGUAAAGAAAUUUUCAAAGUAUUAGAAUAUUUUGAAUGUAAAAACAUUGAAAAUAUUCAAUUGCAAAUUGAAAAAAUUAAUUUUAUAAAAUGGGAGUUUGUAGAGGACACCAGCAAAUUUUGGACGGAAGUUAUUAAGUACAAAGACGCUGGAAAUAAUAAUCCGUUUAGCGACUUAGCGGAAUUCGCCUUAAAAAUUCUUUCUCUGCCGUGGUCGAAUGCAGAAGUUGAGCGGAUAUUCUCACAAAUGAACAUCGUUAAGAGCAAAUUACGCAACGCCAUGAGCCUUAAAACAUUAAAUGCAAUAAUGUAUAUAAGAUAUGGACUAGAAAGACAUGGCAAAUGUUGCCAUAAUUAUGUCCUGCCAAAUGAAUAUUUGAGUCAAAUAACAAGCAGUGAAAAAUAUUCUGAUGUAUGUGAAGCUGUCGAGCUAGACAAUAUUUUAAGUAUCCUUUAGUUUAAGACUGAUUUAGUUUAUAAAUUGAUUAAGUAAUGAAUUUUAAAUGUAAAUUGUUUGGUUUUUUUUUUAUU
This is a messenger RNA of Anastrepha ludens (Mexican fruit fly), 2637 nucleotides long. RefSeq lists its product as uncharacterized. The transcript is spliced from 4 exons. Gene Ontology annotation, molecular function: protein dimerization activity. The record is from RefSeq and is a predicted model, not a curated record. Bases 1751 to 2563 code for a protein of 270 amino acids. NCBI's taxonomy places the organism in Eukaryota, Metazoa, Arthropoda, Insecta, Diptera, Tephritidae.